GUUGCAAGUCAAAUGGCUCCACUUUCCAGUGUCACUGGUUCGUCUCAAGCUAUCGUUUCCUUGAAUAACACACAAGAUGGGAACUGAUGUUCUUGGCAGUGAAAUGGAUUCGCAAUCUCAUCCACAUUAAGAAUGACGACGGUGUCAUAACCGAUAAAUGACGAUGGUUUUAGAUCAUAUUCGUCACGCGAUGUGAUCCAAAAUCCACAAUGUGUGAGGACAUUUAAGAACAAUUGAGUUCGGAAGAAAAAAAAUCUUGAUUCCAGUGGAAUCUUCCAUAUAUAUAUAUAUUAUUAUUAUAUUUUUUUCUCUGUGUAAAAGCUUACAUAUAUUUACACACACUCGUCCCAUAAUCUUAUAACCAUGCCAGUGCAAGCACCACAAUGGACAGAGUUCCUGCUGUGCCCAAUCUGCACACAGACAUUUGAGGAGACUGUUCGCAGGCCCAUCAGCCUGGGCUGUGGACAUACUGUCUGCAAGAUGUGCCUGAACAAGUUGCACCGUAAGGCUUGUCCCUUUGACCAGACAGCCAUCAGCACAGACAUUGAGCAGCUACCUGUCAACACAGCCCUGUUGCAGCUGGUGGGAGGCCAGGUUCCUAAGGCUCAGCCAGUUGCCUUGAUUACCAGUCCAGAGGACUCACAGCAUUAUGAGGAGGCCAGGCAGUGUGUGGAGGAGCUGGCCCUCUACCUCAAACCCCUCAGCAACACCCGAGGUGUGGGUCUGAGCAGCACGGCCCAGAGCAUGCUGAGUCGACCAAUGCAGAGGAAACUGGUAACUUUGGUCCACUGCCAGCUGGUAGAGGAGGAGGGUCGCGUUAGAGCCAUGAGAGCUGCCCGCUCUCUAGGUGAGCGGACUGUCACCGAACUCAUCUUACAGCACCAGAAUCCACAGCAGCUCUCCUCCAAUCUGUGGGCCGCUGUCCGUGCACGAGGAUGUCAGUUUCUCGGCCCAGCAAUGCAGGAGGAAGCUCUAAAGUUGGUUCUUCUUGCUCUAGAGGAUGGUUCUGCUCUUUCCAGGAAGGUGUUAGUUCUCUUUGUAGUCCAGAGGCUUGAGCCACGCUUCCCACAGGCCUCUAAAACUAGCAUAGGUCAUGUGGUGCAGCUCCUCUACAGGGCCUCCUGCUUCAAGGUGACCAAACGUGAUGAAGAUUCAUCCCUGAUGCAGCUGAAAGAGGAGUUUCGUACUUACGAGGCUCUGCGUCGCGAGCAUGACUCUCAGAUUGUUCAGAUUGCCAUGGAGGGAGGGCUGCGCAUUGCACCUGACCAGUGGUCGUCUCUGUUAUAUGGAGAUCAGUCUCACAAGUCACACAUGCAGUCUAUCAUAGAUAAGCUGCAGACCCCGGCAUCUUUUGCUCAGAGUGUCCAGGAGCUGACGAUUGCGCUGCAGAGGACUGGCGACCCAGCCAACCUCAACAGGCUGCGGCCCCACCUGGAACUACUGGCCAACAUUGAUCCCAGUCCUGAUGCCCCCCCUCCUACAUGGGAGCAGCUUGAGAAGGGGUUGGUAGCAGUGAAGACAGUGGUGCAUGGCCUGGUGGACUUCAUCCAGAACCACAGCAAGAAAGGAGCUGAUCCUCAACAGCCUCCUCAGCACAGCAAGUACAAGACAUACAUGUGUCGUGACAUGAAGCAGAAAGGAGGCUGUCCUCGUGGAGCCAGCUGCACCUUUGCUCACUCUCAGGAAGAACUGGAGAAGUAUCGUAAAAUGAAUAAGCGUCUGGCAGCUCGCCUCCCUGGCCCAGGAGGGCUCAUGCCAGAUGAGGGCCUUUCUCUUGAUGUAGCAGUGACCCGGAAGCCUUCCCCCCUCCCCAAUGGCAGUGUCGCACCCUCUUUGCCCCAGCUCAUUGCCCGGUGCACCGACACAGUUCCAUACGAACUGUUGCGUAAACCCCUCAAGAUGGAUGGAGGGAGUCCCAGUGCCCCGGGAUCACCACCUGACGUCCUGGACCCUGUGCCCAAACCCGGUAUGCCUCUGCCACCGCAUGCCCUGGCCCACCCAAGGAUGCCAGCAGACCACCUCUCUGGGGUGAAGCACAUGCCUGUGGUACCUAGAAGUUCUCCAGUGUACCCCCAGCCGCAGCUCACUGAGAUGUGCUAUGACACUCGCCCACCAACUUCUGCUUCUCAGUAUGAGCCCCCCCAAUACCCCACAGGGUACCCCUACCAGCAGCCGCCACAGUAUGUUCCUCGGGAUUACAUCCGUAACCCUCCUCCCCCCAGUGAAUCAGGACCCCCCUACCAGGACCCCUACCCUGGCUACGGCCCUCCGGAACGCACCUACCAGGCCCCUCAUUCUGGCCCAACCUUCUCCUACCCUCACCCUUCACACUAUGACAGGGGUCGCCACGGGACCUACACUGGUCCACCACCUCCCCCACAGCCUUACCCAUCUCAGAGGGAUAACAUGGUCAGAAUGAGUCCCGCGCCUCUUGAUGUUCCCCCGCCAUCAGCAGGACAGGCUAACUCACUUUACCACCAGGAGCCCAGUGCCCGGGAUAGGUAUGCACCAGAUGGCUACUAUCCACCAGGUGCCCAGGCUCCACCUACGAGGGCUUAUGUCAGGGGCCCAUCAUAUAGUGGUCCACAGCCCAGUCUGGACUAUCUGCACCGACGACGUCAGGAGCUGUUAUCCCAGCUGGAGGAAAGGAAGGUCAUCUCACCUCCACCAUUUGCUGCCUCCCCCACUCUUUCUCAUCCCUUCCCCAGCGACUACCCUCCUGAGUACGGUGAAGAGAACUCCAAAAGCAUUGUGAAAUGCAGAGAGCCCGACUAUGCAGGGCAAUACUCUCCCUGGUCUUGUGAAACCAUUGGCUCCUACAUUGGUACAAAGGAUGCCAAACCCAAAGAUGUUAUGGUUUCUGGUACCAUGGAGAUGAUGAAUGUGGAGGCUAAGGGUCUGAGGGAACCAUCGCUGGAGGCUCCUCGGAGGGGUGCAGAAGUCAAAGACGAUGACCCCAUUAUCCCGUUUGGCCCCCAGCCCACAGUAUCACGUUUUGGUGCCAUUUCCCGCACCUCAAAGACAGGCUACCAAACCACCGGCCCUGUGCAGGCUAUGGCCUCUACUCCCCAGAACCCAAACUCUAAACACAUGGCCAUGCCAGAAUACACAUAUGGAAGUCAUGGAGGAUGGGGUGGAGCUUCAUACCCCUCCCACCAGACUGCCUCCUCCUCUCAGGGACACUUUAGUGAGCGCCUACCAAUGGCAGCCCCAGACAGAGAACAGUUAAAAAUUGAGCUGCAACAGGUCAACCAGCAGAUCAACCAACAGACCCAGAUGCACAGCAUGGAGGCUGCCAGUAACUCUUUACUGCUGCAGAGAGAGGCCAGUGCACUGGCAGGUCAGCCUGUGCAGCCCAGCCAGGGCCAGGUGGCAGCAGCAGCAGCGGCGGCGGCAGCAGCAGCCGCCCAGCAGCAACAACAGCCCAAGUGGCCAGCGGGGGGAGCAAGUGCAACAGCUGUCUCCAGCGAACAGCUAAGCCUGGAGCUCCACCAGGUGGAGAGAGAGAUCGGCAAGAGGACCCGAGAGAUGGCUAUGGAAAACCAAGUAGUGCAUGAUGUUCAGCAGUACAAGAUGAAACCUGCAGAGAAUGGACAACCAGAGCACAAGACUCAGCUGGAAGAAAUCUCCCUGGCUCUUGGUGAGGUGUCAAACGGCUCCAGCAGUCUGCAAGAAAGUGCAGUGGGCGGGUCCAUGCUGUCACUAACCAAUAAGACGUCUGCGUUGAGUCUGUGUUCUGAUCCAGGUGCCACUGGUUCAGAGAUGCAGAAGAAUGGCGUUGUCCAUUCCUGCUCUUAGGCAGUACACACUUACAUUCACACAUACACACACACACACACACGCACAUACACGCACACACUCAAGAUGCUCGAUUGAAAAGCAUGCACAGGCACACAUACACCCAUUCUACUUAGAAGAUGAGCAGUAUCUGCCGUGAUAUGAAUUUUCUUUCUUUUUGUUCUGUGAAUGAGCUUUUUUUUAAUGACUUUCCUUGCCUGGAAACCAGGGCAUAUGAUAACAUUUCUUGUGUGUUUCUUUUUUUCUUUUUUCUUUUCUUUUGUACUGGGAUAAUAGAUUAACAAGGCUCGCAAUAUAUAUAACACGAAGAGAAAAUGGUGGUGAUGUUGGCAGUGUUAUUGUAACGUCAUUCAGAAAGGAUAGGCCUAUUCCACCCUUAUGCAACACAAAAGCUUAGUCAAGUAUUCGAUUGAUUCUCCCCAUAUAAUAUUUUUGGUUGAAAUGUCCCAGCAUACAUGUCAAUGAACGGUUAGAUGCAGAGGAGUAGACCAACAAGGACUAUCACAUCACAGGCACUCUGAGGAACCUCUCUUGUAACAAUCUGCUGAUGUGUGGAAGGUAUUGUAGGAAACAGCAGAGGUGUGUUGCUUGGCACUCACCCCCAGAAUCGUAAAAAAGUGGUUGCCCAGAUCUAGACGGUCUGAGGAGGGAAAAGCAAUACAAUGUUCCACCAGUAUUUAGCCGAAAUAGAGAUUCAAGGUGUUUUAGACAUCACUUUUGCACCACAGGCACUUCCUCACCUGCCACGUGAAGUAUAAUUUUAUUAGUGCAUUUUAUGAACGCAUCAUAUGUCUGUUUCAUACUUGAAAGCAGUAUAUUCUAUAUUUAAUUGAAGCAUUCUGUUUUAAAGAUUGCAAUGAGUCUUUUUGAUAAUGAGCUUUCCACAAGUUUUCUAUAAGGGAAUCUACUAGUUCUUCUCUUGGUUAUGAUGUGACCUG
Messenger RNA from Xiphias gladius (swordfish), 4736 nucleotides. It is a transcript of the gene rc3h1b, whose product is annotated as ring finger and CCCH-type domains 1b. Gene Ontology annotation, molecular function: metal ion binding. Bases 364 to 3798 code for a protein of 1144 amino acids. The record is from RefSeq and is a predicted model, not a curated record. NCBI's taxonomy places the organism in Eukaryota, Metazoa, Chordata, Actinopteri, Istiophoriformes, Xiphiidae. The transcript is spliced from 20 exons.